CAUGAAAUUCAAGCUGUGUGGAAUCUCCGCUUUCAUUAUAAGAGUGGGAUUGUUUAUUUGUUCAGUUGUUGGCUGGUGUCCAAUUUGUCAGCGCUACGAUACGUGUAAUAACUGUUACGAAUAAUUUUCAUCAUUUUCCUUUCCGACUUAAGAUUUUAAUUAUUUAUUUAUUGAUUGAAAGUUUCGCCGUCUUCUUAAUUGAUUACAUUUUAUUCAUAAAUGUAUUUUCAAAGAAAAAAUCUAUUUACAAGCUUACUCACGUAGAAACAAAGUAAAUUAUUCAUUAGUUAAACAGCUAUGUGACAAAUUUUUUUAGGUAUAUUUAUUCCCACUUUCAGAGAAGUUCAUGAAUGUUUUUCACAUUUUUUCGUUACCCCGGCUAGAUGGCCAGAGAAUGUGUUUACAUGUUCAGUUCAAGAAUGUUGCAGGGAAGAAUUUUAGUAUUGAUUGCUCUUAUUACUUUGAUUACUUUUGGUGUAUUAUAUAAUCACUUUGAAUCCCAAAUAUCUGAACUUGAUGAGGCUAGAAGAAAACUAGCCUCUGUUGUAUCACAAAUUGAAUGGAAGAAUUUACCUACAUCGCAAGUAAAAGCUCUACAGUUGUUAACAAAAGAAGAGAAUUUUGACAAUAGUGACGUGUUUGAUGAUAGUAUUAUUAUCUACAAUCGUGUGCCAAAAACAGGAAGCACCAGUUUCAUGGGAAUUGCAUAUGAUCUGUGCACUCGCAAUGGAUUUAAUGUUCUCCAUAUAAACACUACUAAAAAUUCUCAUGUUUUAUCUCUUUCUGAUCAGGCAAGAUUUGUACAUAAUGUUUCUACAUGGAGUGCAAAGAAACCUGGCUUGUAUCAUGGACAUAUUGCAUUCUUAGAUUUUUCUAGGUUUGGUGCAUCAAAGAAGCCCAUAUUCAUUAACAUUAUACGUAAACCAUUGGACAGAUUAGUAUCUUAUUAUUAUUUCUUGAGAUACGGAGAUGAUUUCCGACCUUAUGUAGUAAGGAGGCGACAAGGUAACAAAGUGUCAUUUGAUGACUGUGUUCAGAAACGAGAGAAAGACUGUGAUCCUGAAAACAUGUGGCUUCAGGUGCCAUUUUUUUGUGGGCACUAUGCUGAGUGUUGGGUCCCAGGAAGUGAAUGGGCUUUACUGCAAGCAAAACUCAAUCUUGUGCAGCAUUAUUUGUUGGUAGGUGUUACUGAAGAAUUGCAAGAUUUUAUUGCUCUUUUAGAAGCUACAUUACCACGUUUCUUCCAUGGAGCUACAAAUUAUUUUGUAGAAGGAAAGAAAUCUCAUCUUCGUAAGACAUACAAUAAAGUCAGUCCAUCGCCGGAAACAAUUUCAAAAAUACAAGCUUCACGCAUUUGGCAGAUGGAAAAUGAAUUUUAUGACUUUGCAUUGCAACAGUUUCAUUUUAUCAGGAAAAAAACUUUAACCAUAAAGGAUGGUUUAGUAUCAGAUAAAGGACAGCAAUUUAUGUAUGAAAAAAUCAGGCCAAGGUAGAACCUUGCAUGGAUAUGUGGUGGUCACACAAUUAUUAUUAGGGAACAAAACAAAAAAAAAUAUUUUUGAAAAAUUAUAUUAUGGAUGACUGCAACUUAAAAUAUUGAAAUCAAAACUUGAAGGAAUGAACAUUUACUUAAAAAGAAAGUAUCAGUGUAAAGAAAUGCUAAUAUUAAAUGAACUUGAGAAUUUUUAUUUUAUAUAUUUCUAUAUGUGUACUUAAUAAUUUUGCAAAUUUGAUGUGCACAUCAUCUGUUUUAGUUCAAUUAGAUCUACAAUUAAAGCACAGUUUUGUGAAUUAAACUUUUUUGAAGCACUGUAAUUACAUUUUUGUACAUACCAUAGACCCAGCAACUGCUUUGCAUAAAUGCAGCUGCAUUUACAGAGCUGCCAACCCUCCUGUCAAAAUUGGGAGAUUCCCGAUUUUUCAUCAUAAUUCUUGAUAGCUCUGUAAAUCUCCAAAUCUGUUGGUUUUUAAUUUAUUCAAAUUUGAAUUAUCUCUUUCAAAGGUACAUUUAAAAGAACUGUUGAUCACCAAGUUUUGAAGGAAAAAGAAAUGUUAGGGAAAAAAAAAAAAAAUUGAUGACAAAUUCUCAAAAAAGGGCAAAGGCAAAACAUUGUCACAUUUAAAUGAAACUCCUGCUGUGCAAAUUUAUUUUUUUCCAAAUGAAUUUUUGGAGUAGUUUUUCUGAUUCACUUUUCUUUAAUCCAAACUGUUUUAAUCCAUUAUGGAGUAAGUAAUUUAAUCCAUUAUAGUGAAGUAUUUAUGAAGAUUUGAUUGUUGUUUGAAAUAUUUGCAUUUAUUUACCUAUUAUACAAUACAAUAAAACUAACAUUUAAUAGGCAUUUGAUUUUGUUUUAAAUCUGUAAAUGAUGCAUUACUAAGUUUAUCUGUAUAAUUAUAUGCAGGUUAAUUUUUUUUAUUUUCAUUGUAUAAAGACAUUUCUCAAAAUAACAAAUUGUUUCUCCUACUGGGAUUUUCAUGAUAUAAAAUUUUAAGAAAAUUAUAAAAUUACAUGUACAAAGAUAAAACAUAUAACUUGAAAUAAAAUUUUAAAUAAAUAUCAGAAUAAUGCAUUUUAUAUCAAAAUUAUGUUAAAUUAAUUUAAUAACUUGAAUUGUGUUGUAUGAACUUAGUUCUAGUCAAAUUUGUCAAAUCAUGUCAUUGCUGUAUGCAAAAAAUUUCCAGUUUUUCACAUAAGGUUGGCAACUAUGUUUUUCUUAUUUGUUAAUUUUGAGAUAAUUAGGCAUUUUUUAUUGUAAGUGCAACUGCAUUUAUACCUUACUGGUUAUGAAAAAAUUAGGCAACAUAACUAAAUAUCAGUUUUAAUGCACAUUUUAAGAGUUUUUAUUAUUCAUGAGGUGCUGUAGCUCAAGGUGGACCUAAUUUUAUUUACUUUUUAAAAUCAUUAUUCACAUAAUUAUUUAUUUUGUUGUUUUCAUAAGUCAUUUGUAUAUACAUAGAAUUAUAGAUAUAAAAUAUGUAUAUAUAUGAAUGUAUUUAAAAGUUAUUACAAAAUUAACAUUUUGUUUGAUUUAGUACGAGAUUAAUUUCUUCCCAGGGCUGAAUAUUCUCUUUAUGUAUGCAAAAUGCACAGUUUGUGAUUAUUUAAUUUGCUUUUUUUGUUGUUCUGAAACAGAAGUUAUGUGUACUUUUCAUAUCAUAUGUUAUAAUGCAGAGAUACUGUUUUAUUUUUAUUAUUAAUAUAUAAUCUAACAGUAAUUGUAAUACAUAAGAAAAUUUUAAAAAUAUUUUUAAAUGUUUGCUUAAGAGAGAAAUAGUAUAUUGCCUUCUACACUGAUUACUCACAUAUGUGGUGGCCAACAGAUAAAUUUUGCUUUACCUUCCUCUCUUCCAUUUUCAUCUACCUAUUAUUAAGUUUGCAAGCCAUGCCUUGUUUUUUUUUUUUUUUUUUUUUUUUUUUUUAAACUUUGAGAAUUAAGGUGAAAAGAAAGGUAUAUUAUUUUGUAAUGGAAUGAUGAUUCAUUAUUGAGAAAAUCAACAGCUGCUGAGCAAGAAUGCUAAAAACGGUUUUAUGCUUUAAAAAGUUUAUUUGAACAGAUUUGCUCUUUUUUUUUUUUUUUUUUUUUUUUUUUUUAUCUGUUUGAUUGAAGCUAAUAGCAGCAGAUCUCUAAAAUUAUUAUCCAAUGGUGGGGAAUUUUUAAUUUAGAUUAUAGUAAUCAAUGUAUAUUAAGGUCAUUUGUUUUAGGAAGGUUUUAUACUUCUUAUGAUAACUGGUUCAUAUUGACAUUAUACAUUAGGAUUCCUUGCCUGACCCCAGCUUCCCCCUUUAAAAUUCAGCCAGACCAUUUAGCCACCACGACCAAACCUAGGACAUAAACUCUUUUUUUUUUUAAUUAAAAUUUGAUCUGUAUUGUAAAGUUCUUUAUUUUGCUUAUUAAAUUUUUUUUAAAGGUGGUAUUUUAAAAUGUUUAAAACGUAUAAAGUAGUGAGUGCUGCUUUUUCUGUGCCUACACCAAAUGGUAGGAUUCAAAUAAUUUUACUCGUUCAUAACAAUAGUGACUGUUUUAAGUUUGUAAAUAAAUUUUAAAUAUAUAUAAUAUUUAAUGACUGGUUCAUAACAUUGUUGACUGAUCUUAAUAUAUAUAUAUAUGUAUAUAAGAACAGCUGUUGGAUUAUCUAUUAGUAAGAGAAAGAAAACUAGGAAAUUAAGUAAAAAGUGAACGUCAGUGCUAGUGUGGUUCAAAUAAAAUUACUACAAUAGCAUUAAAGUUCACUUUUUAUUUAGUUUCUAAUUUCCUUUCUUUACCUAUGAGAUUGAAUAACUGUUCUAAUAAAUAACUUCUUAUUUUCUUACUUAGUAGCUAUAGCAUAAGCUCAUAUAUAUAUAUUAAUUCAUGCACUUGGCCUUGUAGUGUGUUUUUACUGAAGCCUGAUUAAGACGUGUAGAGGCCCUAAGCAUUUAAAACAUUUUGAAGCCCUCGCAUAUGUUUGUGCCAGUUUUUUCUUCAUUCCUUCACUUUCGGUUUUAGUUUAGCUGCAUCAUGCAUUCCAUGGUAAGACUGGCAAAUGGAAAUUUUUGUGCCGCCUUUCCUAAAUAAAUACCUGAGGACCUUUUUGUGGUGCCCCCUUUCCAUGAUACUAAACACGUACUUAUACUGCUUAAUCCAGCUCCGUUUUUUACUCAUAUAUGUACACCAUGCAUAUUAAAAAAAUAUGUGAUAUAAUAACAGUAAGACAAAAAAUAGACCAAAUCAUGCAGAGUUAGCAUUAAUUGCUGAGCUGCAUAAUCUUCCUCUCACAUUCUGCGAUGAUCUGUCAAAAAAACAGCUGAUCAGCUGUUUUAUGCAAAUGAAGACUUUUGUAAUAAAUUGCCAAAAAAAUUGUAAGCAACCAUUUCAAUCAAAUUAGAUGAUCCUUUGAAAUUUUUGCAGAAUCAAAACUAUCUGCACAAAGAUCCUUUUUAGUGUUAACAAAUGUACAGUGACGUAUGACUAUGUUUAUGCCAUGUCCCAUUGAAUAAAACAGUGAUCUUCAUUUAAA
This is a messenger RNA of Stegodyphus dumicola, 4998 nucleotides long. Its product is annotated as heparan sulfate 2-O-sulfotransferase 1-like. Gene Ontology annotation, molecular function: heparan sulfate 2-sulfotransferase activity. Gene Ontology annotation, cellular component: membrane. The record is from RefSeq and is a predicted model, not a curated record. Lineage: Eukaryota; Metazoa; Arthropoda; Arachnida; Araneae; Eresidae.